This is a messenger RNA of Saprolegnia parasitica CBS 223.65, 1443 nucleotides long. RefSeq names its product serine/threonine protein kinase. The transcript has 3 exons. Gene Ontology annotation, cellular component: cytoplasm. The record is from RefSeq and is a predicted model, not a curated record. Lineage: Eukaryota; Oomycota; Saprolegniomycetes; Saprolegniales; Saprolegniaceae. Bases 17 to 1411 code for a protein of 464 amino acids. Gene Ontology annotation, biological process: protein phosphorylation. Gene Ontology annotation, molecular function: ATP binding; protein serine/threonine kinase activity.
AUUCGAUAUUCACAGGAUGACCGACGAUCGGCAGAGGUGGAGUGCGUCGAUGCUGACCUUUCGCGGGUACACGAGGCUCAACGACAUUCUCACGGACGAAGAGCACAAGCAUCUCGACAAGAAGAACCUCGAGCAUCUGCAGUACGUGCGCGUGCGCCACUCGGGCCUCAACUGCGCCAACCCGACCGAGAUUGCGAUGCCAGCGAUCUGCUUGCCGCUCGACAGGCUCGGCGGCGCCAUCGCGCUCCGCGACUACAACGACGUGCAGGCCAUCAUCGGGCGCUGCCGGUGCGGCUACGUGUGCCAGGCCUACUACUUUACGCGCGACAAGUUUGGCAACAGCUGGAAGGCGAUUGCGCUCAAGGUCAUGGACAAGAAUCUCAUCGCGAUCGAGCGCGACGACAUUGGCAACGAAGUCCGCAUCAUGGCCCAGCUGCAACCGCAUGGGAUGAGUACGCCGCUCCGAAGCAAGCACGUCCUUCGCUGGGCCACGACCGCAUGCGCCAGGAAUGAAUACAUUGCAACCGAUUACGUUGCGAGCGGUUCGCUCUCGUCCUUUCUGCGCCGCGCGUACGAGUCGAUGCUCAAGAAGCACGCGCAGAGCGCGCUCCUGCCACUUGACUUGCGCCAUCGGGUCGCGCGCGAGUUUCUAGAGACGGUCGCGCUCCCGCUCUAUGGCAGCAUCCUCCAAGGGCUCGUGUACAUACACACGCAAGGCGUGUGCCACCUCGAUAUUGAUCCGUACAACAUUGCGGUCGGGCGCGAGCACGGGCCCGAGCCCGGGUCGCCGUACCAUUACUUUGCCACGUACAUUGACUUUGGCUCGAGCCAGCUCCUCGACGGGCGACUGCUUGUCGGUGCGGGCCGCGAGAACCCAGCGAUCAAGGCCAAGAUCACGUACCGGUCGCCCGAGCUAAAGACGAAUGCGCAAGAACGCACGCGCUACAUCAACUAUGUCAAGCACCACCGCGGCGCGAUGAGCCUCCAGGAAGAGCGCAGGGAGAUGCCGAAAGGCUUUGACGGCCGCGCGUCCGACCUCUACUCGGUCGGCGUCGUCGGCAUUGAGCUGCUCCUGUACGGCUUCCAGCUGCCGGGCUUCCUCGGGUCCGCCUUUGUCUCGACGAGCAGCAACCCCAAGUGGCGCGACUUCUUCGUCGAGCACUUUGACAAAAGCGGCGUGUGCCCGACCCCGUGUCUCUUUUGCGACCACAAGAUCACGCUGCCCGAGUCUGCGGUGCAGAUCCUCUUGCGCCUCGUGGGGCUGGACGUCAAGGCGCGAGGCUCCGCCGACCAAGCCGCACUGGAGUGGAUGGCCGCGCACGGCGACAAGACAGACAUGACAGCAGCACAGUACGACGGCGUGGUCAUGGACGACGUCGACAUGGCUUCGCAUUCCGCGUCGUCGGCCUAAGCUUAUAUACCUCAAGACCUCUUGUCUUAUAG